AAGCAGAAGGGACAUUUCCUUUUUAAAAGUCCCAAGAGUGAUUUAGCCCAUCAGAAGGUAAUGACAUUUUUUGAAAAACUAAAGACAUUCUAUCCGGGAGAGUAGUAUAUGAACUGGGUUACCCAUGGAGUUGACAACAGCACUGGCAGAGGUCACGGACACUUACUCAAACCAGAGCGGUCGAAAUCACACAUCGGAUGCCUGUUCCCGUGAAAGUACUCUAAAGACGACGGUGUUCCCCAUCCUCUACUCCAUUCUCUUCACCCUCGGCCUGUCGCUGAAUGGCCUGGCAGCAUGGGUUUUCCUCAGAAUCCCCAGUAAAUCUCACUUUAUCAUCUACUUGAAGAACAUCGUUGUGGCCGAUAUCAUCAUGACGCUCACCUUCCCCUUUAAGAUCUUUGCCGACUCAAACGUCGCAUCGGUCGGAAUGCGUGUCUUUGUCUGUCGCAUGUCGUCCGUGCUCUUCUACCUCACCAUGUACAUCAGCAUUCUGUUCUUUGGCCUGAUCAGUGUGGAUCGCUGCAGAAAGACCAUGCAGCCUUUUGUCGGCACCAACGCUAGACGCCUGCUGCACAGAAAGCUCCUCGCAGGCUUCAUAUGGACGACGCUUGUGACUAUUUGCCUGCCAAACGUCAUUCUGACUAGUCUUCCGAACACGUCGGCUCGCUUCAAGUGCAGUGAUCUGAAGACACAGAUGGGACUGCGGUGGCAUGAGGUGGUCAACCAUAUUUGCCAGGUAAUCUUCUGGGGAAACCUCGUGACCGUGAUAAUAUGUUACGCUCUCAUCUCGAAAGAGCUCUACAAGUCUUACGCCCGAACACGAGCUGGACAUGCGACACGGACUGGACAGCAGAAGAAAGGCAGCAUACAGGCAAAUGUCUUCCUUGUGAUGGCGGUCUUCUUCGUUUGCUUUGUACCCUUUCAUUUCGCCCGAGUACCGUACACCAUCAGCCAGACACAAGGACGACUCUUUAACUGCGUGCAAAAGUUGUUUUUCUUUCAGUUGAAGGAGAGCACGCUGUGGCUUUCCUCCCUCAAUUCUGUGCUGGAUCCACUCAUCUACUUCUUCCUCUGCAAGUCCUUCAGGAGCUCUCUGUUGAACACCAUCUGUUUGUCGCGCAGAUGCUGCAGAGAUCUCGGCACAGACACGGUCAGUACGCAGACGUGAUGGAGGGACUUUCUUUUCCUGUGCUUUUAUGAACACCCUCUUAUAACGUGAGGCCACGACGUGGCGCUUUUCCUACACCUAGCAAGAAUUACAUUAUUAUCUGUGCUGAAACAGACUUGCAUUCUGUUACAGCCACAUGAGGUAUUUCACCCUGAAAACAAAAAGUUUUUUGUAAAGAAGGGUGACUAGAUGUUUUCAUGGGGUUCAUCCAUAUGCAUUUACAGUAUACUGUAUGUACUGUUUCUUUCUCUUUUCAGUGUAGUUUCAUUCCAUGAGAAAUGAAUUCAAAUCAAAUGCAUAUAAUGCUAGAUAUUUUCAGCAUCAUAUUUAGCAUCAUUAAAAUGAAUGCAGCCUCUGUAACUUUCUUAUGUAACGAGACAAUUUUUUCUACCAAUAAAAAUAUAAAUGAUACUAUAAAUUAUUGAAAUUCAUUGGAAAUCAUUAACUCUUAUCACACUGACUGAAGCUUGACUUUUAUGCAA
This is a messenger RNA of Triplophysa rosa, 1650 nucleotides long. RefSeq names its product purinergic receptor P2Y12 (gene p2ry12). The record is from RefSeq and is a predicted model, not a curated record. Gene Ontology annotation, biological process: G protein-coupled receptor signaling pathway. Lineage: Eukaryota; Metazoa; Chordata; Actinopteri; Cypriniformes; Nemacheilidae. The transcript has 2 exons. Gene Ontology annotation, cellular component: membrane. Gene Ontology annotation, molecular function: G protein-coupled purinergic nucleotide receptor activity. The coding region runs from base 125 to 1168 and encodes 347 amino acids.